CAGACCAACUACAUCCCAUUGACCAAGACAUUAUCACCCAGUUCUAGCCACAUAUUUAAAAAGUGAAGCAACCAACUACAAAAUGCUGAAUGAUCGAUUAAGGCCUACCCACAAAGCUUACAGAGAGGAGACCAUGGACGUGAAGGAAGUGCUCUACAUGGGCAAAGGAGGAGGAGAAAAUAGCUAUGCUAAACUCUCCACUUUUACGCAAAUGGUGACUUCCAUCACCAAACCAGUACUACAAAAUGCAGUUCAAUCUCUAUUCACUAAAGGAUUGCACCAACAGAAAGUUCUUAAAAUAGCUGAUUUGGGUUGUUCAGCUGGUCCAAACACAUUCUCUGUGAUUUCAACAGUAAAAGAUAGUGUGGAAAAGAAAUGCAAGGAAAUGAAUUGCCAAACGCCUGAACUUCAGUUCUACUUGAAUGAUCUUCCCGGUAAUGACUUCAAUACCCUUUUUAAAGGCUUGCCUAGUGUCUGUGACCAAAGUGAGGGUGCCUCCUGCUAUGCCAUGGGAGUUCCUGGCUCCUUCUAUGGCCGGCUUCUCCCUCGGAACAGCUUGCAUCUUGCUUAUUCCUCUUAUAGUGUUCAUUGGCUCUCUCAGGUACCAAAAGGACUCACAAGCAAAGAAGGCUUGCCAUUGAACAAGGGGAAUAUUUACAUAUCCCAGACAAGCCCUCCUAUUGUAAGAGAAGCUUACCUAGCUCAGUUUCAAGAAGAUCUCACCUUGUUCUUGAAGUGUCGCUCUGAGGAGAUGGUACCCGGUGCUCGGAUUGUCCUCAUACUUCACGGUAGGCAAUCCUCCGAUCCAUGGGGCAAGGUGAGCUGCUACCCUUGGGAGCUAUUAGGUCAGGCCAUUGCUGAAAUGGUUUCACAGGGGUUGAUUGAUGAAGGGAAAUUUGAUUUCUUCAAUGUGCCCUACUAUACAUCAUCACCUGAGGAGGUACAAAAUAUAGUGGAGAGGGAAGGUUCAUUUGGAGUUGAGCAUUUAGAGAUUUUUCAACUUGAAGUUGCAGACAAGGAAGAGAGAGAUAAGUGGGCUAAAGGUCAAAAGGUAGCAAAGAGAAUUAGGUCAUUCUCUGAAUCAUUUGUUUCAUACCAGUUUGGAGAGGAAAUAAUGGACAAAUUGUAUGAUAAAUUUACUCAUCUAGUAGUUGAGGACUUGGCCAAAGAAUCAACAAAGGGCACAAGCAUUAUUGUUAUGCUUAGCAAGGGUGGGUAGUUUAGUGUGUGUAGAACUGACCUUCCUCUCUAUUUAUGUCAUGGGAUGGGACAAUAUAAGCAAACGUUAUAUUAGAUUGCCCACAAAUUUAAAACAGUGUUUUUUUUUUUUUUUUUUUUUAUGCAAAAAAUGACAUUUUAAUUAGACA
This is a messenger RNA of Cornus florida, 1367 nucleotides long. Its product is annotated as probable caffeine synthase 4. The coding region runs from base 83 to 1219 and encodes 378 amino acids. Lineage: Eukaryota; Viridiplantae; Streptophyta; Magnoliopsida; Cornales; Cornaceae. The transcript has 4 exons. Gene Ontology annotation, molecular function: S-adenosylmethionine-dependent methyltransferase activity. The record is from RefSeq and is a predicted model, not a curated record. Gene Ontology annotation, biological process: methylation.